UCCAACCGGAAGUUAGAUAGCGCCCAGUACCAGUUUAGUUGAUGCUGCAGCUAACAGCAAAGUUGUCUUCGGAACCGCAAAGAAAGGCGGUCUGGGUCUUCUUUUCUGACAUUUUAAUGUUGUCGACCUUCUGCUGGUGGGUUUCACAGAGGUCGAGAUGAAUCUAGAUUUGAGCGCUGAAUCCCGUCUGAAGGAGAAGAAACAGCGGAGUUCGCCUGCAAAAUCCCUUUAAAAGCUUUCAGCGGUUUGUUUUUAGCUUCAUCUGUUUUUACCAGCGGUUCGGUUAGUGGUCGGGUAUAAGCGAGUUUACGUGGUGAAAUCAUGGCGUUCUUCGUGAAAAAGAAGAAAUUCAAGUUUCAGACCCAGCUGACCCUGGAGGAGCUCACCGCUGUGCCUUUCGUCAACGGGGUUUUGUUCUGCAAACUGCGGCUGCUGGACGGAGACUUUGUCGCUACUUCUUCCAGAGAGGAAGUUCAUGAGAACUGUGUCCGCUGGAGGAAGAGGUUCACCUUUGUGUCGAAGAUGAGCGCCAACCCUCACACCGGGGUGCUGGAUCCGUCCGUCUGCAGGGUCUCCGUCAGGAAGGAACUGAAAGGAGGAAAAGCGUAUUCGAAGCUGGGCUUCACAGACCUCAACAUGGCCGAGUUCGCCGGUUCCGGCUCCACGGUGCGCUGCUGUCUGCUGGAGGGAUACGACACCAAGAACACGCGGCAGGACAACUCCAUCCUGAAGGUGAUCAUCGGAAUGACUCUUCUUUCUGGAGAUCCGUGCUUCAAAACCGCUCCAAGCACAGCAAAGUCCAUCUCCAUCCCCGGACGGGAACACACCCUGCAGCUGGACUGCAAGGGGGAGGGGACGGCCGAGGGAACCGGGCCAGCUGGAGGGGUUUCUCUGGGCCGGGCCUCCAAGCCUCGGCCUUCCAUCAUCAGCUCGGGCCUGCUGGACGACUCCGAGCCGAACCAGAACCACUCCGGUCCGGCAGAAGUCUUCCAGUCCGGCCAUUCUCGUAACUCCAGCUACGCCAGCCAGCAGAGCAAAAUCUCAGGCUACAGCACCGAGCACUCCUGCUCCUCCAGCCUGUCGGACCUCACGCAUCGCAGGAACACCUCGACAGGAAGCAGCGCCUCCGGAGGCCUCUGCUUCACCGGCGACCCGCCACCAGAGGGCGACAAGGACGCUGGACGUCCGGAGAGACCCCCCCGCCCCCCGCGGCCCGUUCUGCCCCCAAGCCGACCCCUGAGGAGGAAGCAGGACUCGGUGGAGAGCCACCCCACCUGGGUCAACGACACCCGCAUCGAUGCCGACGACAUCGUGGAGAAAAUCGUCCAGAGUCAAAACUUUGCAGAUAUCAACCACACCGAAGGUACAGAGGGAGCGUUUCUCUGGCUUCAGAGGAGUUACAGCAGCGUUUGCAACACGGUUUAAUCUUUCCACACCAUCACUGGAGGGUUUUAGAUACGAGAGGGUGGAGCGUGUCCCAAAUGUCACAACUCUGAUGAAACUCAAACUUUCAACCCGCAGAACUCCGCCUGUUGCAAGACUUCUCAAACAAAAGUGAUCCAGUUUGAUCCAGUCCAGGCUGGAUUUAACACGACUGACGGCAGAGAUUUAUGUAGUUAUAAAAUAAUGGCUCCAUUUUAACUAAAACCUCUGAUUUUAAACUUUCUUUCAGGAAAAUGUGUGGAAGCACAGAGUGGAUAUUUUCUACAUAUCCUUAGUGGUUUUAUUCCAGAUAUCUGAUUCGUUCCUCAUCUCGAGAUAUGAUUGGUGUGUGUUGAGCCUGAUUCUCGUUUUUUCAAGAAAACCAUCUGGAAAUUAACUUAUCCCAAGAAAAUCACUGGGAAAAGAUUUAUGCAAAAAUGUUGGCUCUCUGGUUCCUCUUGACACUUUUCUUCAAAAAUCAGAGUUGGAACUGCCCCCGAUGUCCAUGUGAUAUUGCAGAGUCGCGUGAGCCAACAGAA
Messenger RNA from Poecilia reticulata (guppy), 1961 nucleotides. The record is from RefSeq and is a predicted model, not a curated record. NCBI's taxonomy places the organism in Eukaryota, Metazoa, Chordata, Actinopteri, Cyprinodontiformes, Poeciliidae.